This is a messenger RNA of Dreissena polymorpha, 5434 nucleotides long. RefSeq lists its product as uncharacterized. The record is from RefSeq and is a predicted model, not a curated record. NCBI's taxonomy places the organism in Eukaryota, Metazoa, Mollusca, Bivalvia, Myida, Dreissenidae. The transcript has 7 exons. The coding region runs from base 377 to 5434 and encodes 1685 amino acids.
UUAAGACAGAAGAUAAAAUGAUCUAUUUAGAAAUAGGCACUACCUAGGGACCACUAAUGAUUACAAAAUGAUUUAGUGUAAUGUAACCGUAAAUCAAGAUUACGGCGACUCCCGUAGUUAUUUGAUAUAUCACGAAUACAUCGGCCUAGUGAACGUGUUACUGUUAACGUUAUCAUUUCACGCGGUACAAUUGUUGGAGUCAAAGUUCGCACGUCACGUGAAAAAGACGACAGUGAACGGACUAAGAGGCGUUUCUGGUACAAGUGUAACAUUACGGAUCAAUACUGAGAUUGCAUGGUGAAAAUAAAUACAGCACCACGAUGAUUUGCUAGGUGUUGUGUCAGACUCCACAAAGGAUCUAGAGGACUUAAACACAAUGGCGAGUCGUCUCUCCGCUGUCUUCACUGAGGCGGAAAGGACAAACUGGCUGAAGGCGUGGAUGGCAGUUGACAUUGCAAAGUCUGGUUUAGAACAGUUCGUGGACAAUGAGGCUAAAACUUUACACACCAAUAUAUACAACACUAUCUGGUCAAGUAGUCAGGGCGCAGCCACAUGUAUAGGCUGUCACACUGCAAACUUGCUUAAAUGCCCGACACAAGGCGUAUGCAAAAAGAGAGGUGCACAUGGCAUCUGCCCAUCUAUGCAUUAUAAUGCGGCAAAACAACCACGACCAUGUCCAGCAAAUGUGUGCACUAAGGUCCAUGACGAGAUUGUUAAUCAACAUGCAUAUAGUAAUCCGUCAUGGACGAAUACAUCGGCGCAACAAUGGGCAAAACAUCCAUGGGAAAUUGCCAAGGCUUAUUUCCCUCCAGACGGAUACGUUGGAAAAACUUCAGUUCAGGAUACAGACUUCAACGGAAUCAUCAGUUUUAUGAUGAAUUGCAACCAAAUUCACAACAAAUUUUCAUUCACAAUAGCAAUAGGAAAAUGUAAACCCCCUUGUUUACUGACAAAGGCGCGAGAUAUUGGAAGAACUGUCCGUCAUUCGCCUCAGUGUAAAGUCACUGAUCUAGAUCUCCAGGAAAUUUUCACAACACUGACAAGCCUGCUGAGUGACCAAACGUAUCUAGCACAUGACGUCACUGCACAGGAGGCUGUACGGAAAUUAGCAGAGCUGGAAAAGGAUACAUUGAAGAUAACCACGGAGGAAAUGAUUCAUCUCCUAGAGGCUGCUCAAGAUACACUUAACAAAGUUGAACACAUUGCCGAUAAAGCCGAUAAAGCUCUGGAUGAGAUGAAGAUGCACCUUGAACAAUGUAAGAAGGGUCUCAAUGCACAUACGGACAGAUGUAAACAGAAACUUGAUGAGCACACUGCAAAAUGUACAAAUGCUUUAGAUGAACAUGUGAGCAAGACGGUGGACUCGACCUAUGAGCAAUCGUGUAAAGAACUGAUCGAAGGAAUGAAAAAACUGUACAACGACAAAUUAUAUUACGUGACAGUAUCUCCAUUUGAUGACUCCAGCGGUGAAAAAUUACGAGAUGUUUAUAUGCCGCCAAAGAUUUUGGAAAUGUGUAAGGAAAUAAAGACAUUUAAGAAAACAGAAAAACAAGUUAAUACGUACAAGGGUGUGUUUUUAACAGAUAACACAGUUAACCCACGCAUAUUUAUUCAAGGUGAGGCAGGGUCUGGCAAAACAACAUUCUUAGCAAAAUUGGCGCUGGACUGGUGUGAAGGAGUUCAUGGUUCUAGUGCAUCGGAUAACAGCAAAAUUAUCUUUGCUGAUUUUGACGCACUGCAACGCUAUGAGUACGUUUUUCAUAUUACAUUGAGAAAUUCAAAAAACCAAUGUGACGUAUAUACUAUGAUUAAAGAACAAAUAAUAGACCGGAUCUACUCCGCAAAAGACCGCGAAAAAGCGUACGAACUAGUGAGUGAGAUCAUGAAACAUCAACGUUGCUUGGUACUACUUGAUGGUCUAGAUGAGUGGACAGGACCUGAAGAUCUACCGACAUUGGUAGUAGUUCACAACAAAUGUGUGAUGUUAAUUACAACACGGCCUUGGAAAUUGGCUGAAGGUAAAGUUAAGCAUUCGGACAUCCAUGCAUUGUUGCAACUGGAAGGAAUAAACAAGCCUUUUGAGCUAAGUAAAAUUAUACUAAGCCGCUUAGUAGAUAAGGAAGAACUUGAAAUAAAAUACACAGCAUUUACUCUAUACGUAAAGAAACAGAAGCUCGAAGAGUUACUGUCGUCACCAAUGAUGCUCUCUGCGAUUGUAUGUGCAUAUGCAGACGGAAUAGAAAUCAAAGGCUCAAAGUGUGAAGUAUACAUCCUUUUAGUGGAAAGUCUUUUUAAGAAAGCCAACAGUUGCACGCGUACAUUUCAACAGCCCCCCUUUUCGUUCUUCAAAGGGACUGAAUACAUACAGCCAAAUUUGGAACCCCUGAAUCGUCUUGCUGAAAUGGCCUUUCAUUUGUUGUUUGUAAAUGACAAGGAAAAUUCAAUAAUGUUUCGCAUCACAGAAUUAGAGAAAUUCAAGAUUUAUGAAUACAAGGAUUUUGCAUUAAAAUCCGGAAUUUUAUCGGCACAACAAACUGCCUCUGCACUGCGAUCAUCGUCAUCAUUUAUGUUUAUCCACUUGAGCAUUCAGGAAUUCCUCGCUGCUUACCAUAUCGCCAGCAAUGCGAAUCUUAUUGAUGGUAGUAUUUCUAUCUACCUUAACCGUCACCCGAAAGCCUAUCUCGACAUAUCACAGGUGUUUAUAUUCCUGUGUGGACUGGAUGUAUCAUGUGCGGAAAAGCUAUCAAGCAUGAUGGAUGAACGCGAUGCUUUGUAUACAUACUAUCGUUCAAGCAGUCACGAAAGGUUAAAUGAAAUCAUACUUGCAGGGUUGAGAGAAGCUAAUGCAAAUGGAUAUUCCAACAUUGCCCUAAAACUCAGUCACUUCAACUUCGAUAACAACAAUAUCAUUGACCUUCAUAAGAUUUGGAAAAAUAACGCGGCUAAUGCCAUCGUGUUGAAAGUUGACAUCGAUGACAGGAAACUCUUAGAAAACCCACGAAUUUCACCUGGAAAUGACGAGUGUGCAUCUCAGAUUACAUUUGACCUUCAUUCGUGCCUGGAGCUGGCACGUUUAGAGCUAAGUGGACGUUGCAUAUUGGGAAAAGAUUCUGCCAGUGUGGGUACAUUGGAAUUUCCCGUCUGCAUUAUUCUAAAUAUUGCCGAUCCAACCCAGUGCACAGAGCUUCCUCCUGUACUUCCCUCCAUCGAAUACAUUGAAUUGACCAGUGUCACAUGUUCCUGUACCUGGCUACGCAGUCUGCUUAGUAUGAUGUUGACACAAAAUUGUAAUAUGGACUGUUAUCUGCAUGAAUGUCACUUAACUGCGUGUGGAGAGGGCGAAGUCAACACAUCAUACACGACUGGACACAUAUGGUUAUACGUACGUCAAAACAAAAGCAUAUCAGUAAGCCUUAAUGAUGAUACCGGUCUGUGGGAGAUUCUGCAUGGUCUGAGUAUUAAGAGUCUGAGUCUGGAUGAGUUCGAUAACAGUGGUUGUAGAGUGAAUCAUGAAAAGUCGUUCUCACAGACGAUAGCAUCGCUCUCAAAGCUGGAAACACUAGAUAUUAAAAUGGAUGAAUUGACUCCUUGUGUGUGGGAGGCUCUCCGUGGUCUGAAUAUCAAGAGUCUGACUCUGAGCAGUAGGAAGUGGGGAGAGUUGCAUGCAGAGUCGUUGACUCAGUCGCAAUCAUCACUCAAGAGGCUGGGAACACUUGGAAUUGGUGUGGAUGAAGACAGUCCUGGUCUGUGGAAGGCUCUCCAUGGUAUGAAUAUCAAGAGUCUGAAUCUGGGUGGUUGGGAGGGGGAAGGAUUAAGGAUAAAUCAUUCACAGUCGUUGUCUCAGUCGCUAUCAUCGCUCAUGAGGCUGCAAAAACUUGAUAUUCAUGUGGCUGAAGAUAGUACUGGUCUUUGGGAGGCUUUCUAUGGCCUUAAUAUCAAUAAGCUGCGUGUGUUUUGUAAGGGUAGAGUAAAGUAUAAAGAGUCGUUGUAUCAUUUGCUACAAUCGCUUACACGGCUGGAAACACUUAGUAUUGAUGCGGAUGAAGCCUGUCCUGGUUUGUGGGAGGCUCUCAAAGGUUUGAGUGUCAAGAGUCUGACUAUUAAAGGUUCGCACAAAGAUUUCGAAUUAAAUCAUACAAAGUCGUUGUCUCAGUCACUAUCAUCACUCACACAGCUUGAAACACUCGAUAUGAAGGUAUAUAAGCACAGUACUGGUCUGUUGGAGGCUAUCCAUACUUUGAAUAUCAAGACUCUGAGUCUGACUCUAUGUUGGAUUCAGUGGACCGAUUUGCGUACAGAGUCGUUGUCUAAAUCACUUUCAUCGCUCACACAACUAGAAACUCUAGAUGUUAGUGUGUAUGCAGACAGUAGUUGUCCUUGGAAGGCUCUCCAUGGUCUGCAUAUCAAGAGUCUGAGACUGAGUCUGAGUCAUGAUGGUGACUGUAAAGAUUUGCAAGCAGAGUCGUUGUAUCAGUCAUUAGCAUCGCUCACACAGCUAGAAACGCUUAGUAUUGAGUUACAUCCAGACAGCUGUGGUCUAUGGAGAGGUAUCCAUUGUCUGAAUAUAAAGAGACUGAGCCUGAAGAGUAAGGGGUGGGGAGGUUUGCAUAAAGAGUUGAUGUCCUUGUCACUUUCAUCGCUCACACAGCUGGACACUCUUUGUAUUGAGAUGCAGUGUGAUAAUCCAGGUCUGUGGGAGGCUGUACAUGGUCUGAAUAUCAAGCAUCUAAGCCUGAGUGGUUUGUGGAUACAUACUGGAAUUGACGUGACGCAUACAGUGACGUUGUCAAAGACACUUUCAUCGCUCACUCAGCUUGAAACACUUAGUAUUGAUGUGGAGCAUGAGAGUCCUGGUCUGUGGGAGGCUCUUCAUGGUCUGAAUAUCAAGAGUCUGAGUCUGAAUGGCGUGUUUGAAGGUUCCGGAAUUGACGUGAAGCAUGCGAAAACAUUUUCUCAGUCGUUAUCGUCACUCACACAGCUGGAAACGUUAACACUACAUGUACAUACAUACAUCGCCCUGCAGGUACCUCAAUCAUUGAAGUAUUUAAAUAUCUACUAUGACACAAUGCUUCCAUCCGAAUUGCGCGAACUUGUGGACUCAUUGGCUACAUGUACUCAUACAAUUGAGAGUAAGCUAGAAUUUGGUUGCGCUUCUAGUAUUGAUCCCCCAGAACGAAUCCCAGUUCAGGAAUACAUUCCAUUUCAACAGGAACUUGCUGCACGGAAAAAUGUUGCAAUGAAACGAUUCCGAAUAUAUGAAUUGCCUGAUUCUGCCGGUUAUGCCAUGUCUGUACGUGACAUUGGUGAUGUUGAUGACGCUGCUAGCGAUUUCCUUGAAGAUGAUGUUUAUAAAACAUUUGCUAAAUAUAUUGAAUAUUACAUGAUCAAUCGAAUUUCAAUACUCAUUGAGAUAAGUCCAGGCUCAAUAUCUUAG